GUGUGUGUGUCGGUAAGUGUAAGCAGUGACUCUCACCUCCGUUAUAAUAACACUUACUGCAGCUCCUGACCGGCCAGGCAGACGGUGUUGGUGACGUCACUGGCUCUCCCAGUCUGAGCCAAACGUCGCAAACAACGGCGCUCGCUGGCGCUUCCGUUCAGAGAUACACACACACACACAGACACGCGUACAGACCCACGCACGCGUCUUCAUAUCGCACAGGAUUCCGAGCGCGGCCCAUUCUCGCCGCGCGGUGUGGAUCGAGCAGCAGCAGCAGAAGCAGGCGUUUACUACACAGACAGCGUUGGACGGAGCGCGAGCGCGGCGGCGACGGCGGGACCGGAGAGCCGCUCUGGCGCGCGCGCGCGCGAGAGAGAGAGUCAUCGACUAGUUCUGGUAACAAAACAACAAAACACUCAGUGAUGCUGGACUAAGAGGGAGAGGUCUGGGAUCGAUGGCGCGGCUUUGAGACAGACUUUGGAAAUUUAUUGGGGGGGAAAAGACAAGAAAGCAAGAAGAUAGAUAGACAGAGGGGGAAAAAGAGACAGAAAGUGAGAGGAGUGUGUCUUUCUUUUUCCAUCAUGGAGCUCACCAUGGAGAACCUCGGGAACCUGCACGCCGUGUCGCACGCGCAUACACCGGGCGACCUGAUGAGCUCCGCUCACGCGCGGGGACCGCCGUCGCACCGGAGCCUGUCUCACGGGCGCUCGGCCAUGGUAUCCGGCAUGGCGUCGCUGCUGGACGGCACGGCGGGGGAGUACCGCACGGAUCCGCCGUCGCUGCACGCGGCUAUGAGCGUGCCGUGCGACACGAGCAUGAGCCUGAGCGGCACGUACACGACGCUCACUCCGCUGCAGCACCUGCCACCCAUUUCCACGGUGUCGGAGAAGUUCCCUCAUCACCACCACCACCAGCACCAGCACCACCAGCCCCCUCAUCCGCACGCGCACCAGCGCUUCUCGGCCGGUAACGUGAGCGGCAGCUUUACGCUCAUGCGCGACGAGCGCGCGCUGGCCAGCGUGGGCGACUUGUACGGCCACUAUGCCAAAGACGUGACCACCGUGGGGCCGUCGCUGUCCCCCCUGCCCAGCGGCCUCGGGGCUCUGCACAGCGCGGCGCAGCAGCCGCUGGGCGCCUACGGAGACAAGCUUCUCUCGUCCGGUGGUUUCGAGGCGCACGCCGCCAUGCUGGGCCGCGGGGACGAGCACAUGGCGCGAGGCGGCUUGGGGGCCCACGGGGCCGGACUCGCGUCCGCGCUCAACGGCGUCCACCAUCACCACCACGGCCACCACCAUCAUCACCACCACCAUGGCCACCACGCGCACCCCCACGCCAACGACAGGCACGCGCCCGGGGGCGGUGGAGGAGGAGGUGGUGGUAGCGGAGGCCAGGCGGAGGAGAUCAAUACCAAGGAGGUGGCGCAGCGGAUAACGGCCGAGCUGAAGAGGUACAGCAUCCCGCAGGCCAUCUUCGCCCAGAGGAUCCUGUCUCGCUCGCAGGGAACUCUGUCCGACCUGCUGCGGAACCCCAAGCCGUGGAGUAAACUCAAGUCCGGCAGGGAGACGUUCAGGAGGAUGUGGAAGUGGCUGCAGGAGCCCGAGUUCCAGCGCAUGUCCGCCCUCAGGCUCGCAGCCUGCAAGCGCAAGGAGCAGGAGCAGAUGAAGGAGCGCAACUCUGUUCCCAAGAAACAGAGGCUCGUCUUUACCGACCUUCAGCGAAGGACCCUCAUCGCCAUCUUCAAAGAGAACAAGCGGCCCAGCAAGGAGAUGCAGGUGACCAUCGCUCAGCAACUGGGUCUGGAGCUCAACACGGUCAGCAACUUCUUCAUGAAUGCACGGCGCCGCUGCGUUGACCGCUGGCACGAAGAGCACCAGCACGGUCACAGCCCCGGGCAGCCGGGGACCUCCGCGCCCACCUUCUCCAAGGCCUGAGGGGGUCUGGCUUCCUCCCCCAGGGAGCCUGGAGGCCAUGAGGUCCCAAACCCCUCAGACGCCACUCAAAUUAGCGUGCCAAUCAAUCUCACCGCUGCCGCCAACGGCAACGUUUCACAUCAAUGCAAUCUCUUCACUUCAACUGGACUGUUAGGAUUCAGGCCAGAAAUCUGGACACUCUGGCACCAGGGGACUGGCGUUGCUUGAUGCCUGUGUACUGAGGAGUUUUGGAGCCUCAAGUAGCCUCCCUACUUAAAUGGUGCCCCCUUUAGCAUAGGCUAGCUACUCUUCUUUGUAAGCUUCAAUCUCUGCACCCCCCCGUGCUCGAGGUUGUGGACAAGUAUGCCAAAGCUAAACACAACAAAAAGGGCAGCAAUACACAGCACAGAAGGCUUCUUGGCUAUCCAAAGAAAGCCUCCUCUUCCACUGUCCUAUCCAGUACACUGUCGCCAUUACCUAAUGGCCAUUUCAUAGCACCUCUCAGAUCAUGCGCUAUGCUAAUGAAAGAGAUGAAUCAAUGCAGACACCUUGACCUCCACUGAAGGUGAAACAUAAUGCACUUUCCCAGCGAAGCUCUCGCAGGCCUGCCAUCUCAGUUUAUUUUGCACAGAUGGAGAUGGAGGUCUGUGGAGGGACUUGCGCUCCUGUUGUCGAUGAGCCCAAAACGCAUUACUUGCAGCAAGGAGGUUUGCUGACAUGCCUGUCCAUGUCAUGCUGGCAAGCCAAGUCUCUGUAUUUCUAAUCAGCACAUGACAACCAAGUCAUUCUCAAUGCACAAAGAGUUUGCAGCCAUCAUCCAAUAUGCACAGGACUGCAGUGCCACCUACUGGUCAUAUGGGUGCAUCGCAAUCUGGAAUCCAGCUUCUAAGAGAGAAGCAACCAACCUUGACAGUUCAGCAAAAAAUCAGCAAAGCAAAGAUAUGUUUGUUUUUUUAACUCCAAGAAAGAUGUCAAAUUAUGACAAAGCAGGUUGGAAAAUCACACAUAUUUGAUAAUUUCACAUUCGCACAAACCAUGAAUAUGUUUAGUAACAAGUCUGUCAAUCAACUGCUAUGACUUGUAACAAUGGUACCGUUAAAAUGUAAGGAGGCAUGUUCAGUCACACUAUUGAAAUCCUGUUUCAAUCAAAUGUCCAACUUUAGGUUUACCUUAAUAAUAGAGCAGGUGGUAAACCACAACAAUAGCAAACUUUACAAAAAGAAGUGAGUGCCAAUAACAUUUGCCUUAAUAUGAUCUGAGAUCCUCCAUACAACAUCUACAUAACGUCAAGAAGCUCUAUACUCCUGCAAUCGGCAAGACGAGCCAAAGAAAUUCAACAAUUAGCAAGUUUAGAAUCUUAUCUAAAAUCUUUUACAACAAAAUCCCAAAAUAGGUGUGCAAAACCAAUCAAUCAUGGGGGAAAAACACGGCAACACAACCACAGCUACAAAAGACUGUACCAGUCCAGCUUUGUUUCUCUACCUCUCUCCCCCCAAACUGUCAAAAUCUAAUCCUCAACAACCCCCUUCCAUCCCCUUAUCCUUCCCUGACCCACCCCUUCUCUUCAACUUUGUAAUAUUGAUGCGGGUAAUUGGUACCAUAGACAUAACGUUUCUAUUCCUUCUUACUAUAAUAUUGUGAUCUGUUGUGCAUAUGUAAGGCACCUUGUUGAUCCAUUUGACAAAUGUCAAGAUGAAGAGACUUUCUGAAAGAAUGAGAAAAACUUCACAGACUGAUUUACAGACAUUGCGAACUGCCACGUCUGAUGAAGAAAGAAACUUUUGAAAGAAAAUAAAAAAUAAAGAAUCCUUUUCAUCAGUGUAAAAACACUACGGCAAAAGAAGGAGGAGAAGAAAAAGAUGAAAAGAAUGAGAAUAAGAAGAAGGCCUCGUUUGAAACACCCAUAGCAGCAUUCAUCUCCAAUCGUGAAGGAGGUCUCAGACAGGAUCCCAGCACCGAAGUGAUGGCAGGCAUGAGUUCAAGAUUUGGAAGAAUGGUCUUGGUGGGGGCCGGGGCUGGUGCGACCGUGUAGCAUUGCUGGACACGUUGCAGAGUUUAGCUAAAUGUACAGACUGACCUGAGCUCAACAUGCUCUGAGCAUUGAGUUCCUGCCGUUUAGAGAGGAGAAGAUGUUCGGUGCAAAUCAGUAGGAAUACCUAUGUACAUUACCUGCUUAAAAAAAAAAGACCAAAAAAAAAAAAAGAAACGCGACCUUUCGUUUGUAGUGAGAACCACUGUGGCUACCUCACUUUAGCUGGGUGGUUUGUGAAACAGCCACCGAUACCAAAGAUUUUUCAGCCUGCCGGUCCUGUGUUGCCAAGGGAGGGGUAUACAAACACCAAAACCAAAAGCCAAAUAAGAGAAUGAUCACAGACACAGCACACACACACUCGCAUACACACUUACAGACAGCGCAGUCAGACUGCAUAGUUCCACAUUGAGGGAGGUGGUGACUAUGCAGAUAGAGUUGAGUGCCUUUUUCCUUCAACCACGGGUGGGACUACGCUGGUAUACACAAGCACAUGUCUACACACACACACACACACACACAUACACUCUCUUAUACACGCUUACACACUCACAAGUACACACAAGACACACAGAUUCAAGAAAACAUACAGGAUGAGUGAACAGAAAGAUGGUUUAAAGGUAAACCAAAAUUUUGAUGAGCUAUUUAUCUGCAGAAAUAUUUUUUUUAUGAAUGCAGCCAAAUUAUUAUUUGCUUAUUUUAUUAUUAAGCAUUGUUUGAAAAUAUUAAUAUAUAAGAAUAUAGAUUAAUUUGGCUUCUCUAACCAACAGCAUUUCAGCAGUUCUGAAAGCCACCUCAAUAUGAACUUUUGCCAUAUUCUAAUUGUCUUUAAGUCCACAGAAAAUAUGUCCUAAUUCAAAGAUCCCGUUCUGUGCAAACCUAGCAUAGUACACUUAAGGCCAAUUUAAACAUCAAUGCAGAGUCUAUGGUGUAGUCUGUGCAAGUGGCUUACUCCACUAUGAGGCAUGUAUGCAAAAGCUAUAGUUGCUCAGAGGACCAAUCACAGUUGCUCUGGUCUGGUCUGUGUCACUACAACGUGUAGUUACAUUUUUAGGUAGGUGCGCAUCAAGCAUAGGGUAUACACUACACAUAGGGUACACAUAGGCUAUGGCGUAGAUUCGUAGCAGAAGCAUAAAUUGUUCUUUAGGAAUAAAGACAAUGACAGCAUCGGCUGUCAGCAUUCUGUGCAUUACAGAAACAAUCAAAGUUAGUUUAUCUGCACUUUCAUUGUAAAUACUAGAUAAACUAUAAAGUAUCCAGUGGAAAAACAUAGUUUCUAUCCUAUGUCGACUACUGGUUACUAAUGUGGAUAAAUGCACUACAAUCUGAACAUACAAAUCAGAUGUAGUUAUUUGUAACCUGAAAUCCCAAAAAUCUAAUGUAGAAACAAAUCUGAUUUGCCUUACAGUGUAAACAACGCCUGAGAAAAUAUACAUCGUAAUUACUUAUUGAGCAGAAUAAUCAAAAAUGUAAUACCUUUUUAAUAAGACAGGGCUAUGCCUUUAGCUGAAUAAAUAUUGAAUCUUAGUUUAGUUUGGUUUCAGCACUACAGGGGUGUGGAGUAACUUUGCCAAGAUCAAUGAAGCACUAAGAAGAUAGUUCGUACCCAAGUGGAUGGAACAGAUUUCAGAGAAAUUUCAAAGACAUUUCAAGUCAAUUCUUCUCCUGCAGUAUAGACCUACGGGCAGAGACUGAAUGAUUACUGCAGGCUGUUUCAACUUUAGGCUAAGUAAUAAUCUAAGGAUAAUCCAAGAAUCUCCACGGACCUCUGAAGGCAUCUCUUGCUGAAGGAAAAUCAGUGCUGAAGUAAUCGAGUACUUGAGUCAAUCAGUCAAAAAGAGCCUGUAUAGAAUUGUUCCUGACAAGAGGUCAGGGAAGAAAAAACACACCAUAACAAAACAUCAUAAAACAUAAAUGCUCUUUUCUAAAAUAUCUUGACUGUUUAAACAAAAAAGACCCCAGGCAGACUAGGGUUCAAUUGCUUGGUUGGGCAAGCACAUCACUCUACACCAAUAGAAGUCCUUGCGUAAGACUACUAAUGCUACGUUCUCACGCACUGGAGCAUUAACUCUAGCUAGUAAACAAGAGCAUUAUAUAUAAUGGCAUGAAUAGAAAUGUGAAGGCAUCUUAAGCAGAAGAUGAAACUGUAUGUAAAAACUAAAAUGCAUGUUGUUUUUGGACCAUGUUCUAGAAGCCCUACAUUAAUUCACAACAGAGGAAUGCUAAAAUAACAAAACGUUACAAUCUGUGACUUGAAGUAACAUGACAAAGCUAAAGUAUUUGUAGUUCGAAGUGCGGGCCAACAUCUCAGCCACAUUAAAAACCUUAUAGAGAGCUGCAAGAAAAGUGAAUUGAGUUAGACAGGUCUAUCUUACUCUCCUAAUUCAAAAUCCACACAUUUAUAUUUUUCCAGAUAACAUGCCCAUGUGGGGUCUGUACAGGGAGCACGACUGAGACACAGAAAGUUUUGUAAAUGGGCUUCAAUGCUGGCUCCACAUAUGGGCUGACAGUGAUGAGCCCCUAUUUAAUGAUGGGACCAGAAAGGGUUAAACAUGGGCCCUAUUUGGGUAGUAUACUACAUAUAAGGACUGUAUGUAUGAUUAUGGUGGGCUGUAAUGGUGGGGACUAUACAGUAAAAACACCCAGCACCCACACAGAGCCCAUGCCCACCUGGAACCUACCAAGCCCAUGUUCCACCCCUUUGAGUCCCACAAGAGCAUGUUGUCUGGGAUAUACUGGAAUUCUUAAAAGCCUUUUAUGACAAAUUACUUAUUACUUAUUUUUUUAACCACUGAUCUGUAAAAUAUGACACUGAUGCAAAUCCAUUAUUUUAUAUAUGAGAAAGGAGUUGCAUCGGAUGAAUGGUAGCUAGUGACAUAAUUACAGGGUGCCUCUUAAUAAUAAUAAUACAUUUUAUUUAUAUCGCGCUUUUCAAAAUUCUCAAAGACGCUUAACUCUUCUCUCAGCACCUAAUAUUUUUUAUAUUUUCAGAAAAAACAUGUUUAUCUUUCCAGUGAAGACCAUAUUUGGCGUGUAUUUAUUUCAUCAUCAUUCAUUUCUGAGAUAUAUGCUGAGAGUUCAUUAAAAAGUGAAUGCAGACAUGAAUGUUUUGUCUGAAAUUAAGUGGAACCAAACAAAAGUGUGCAAACUUUUAAAACUAUUGCUACUGCUACCUGCUACCAAAAAAAUAAAAAUACUUAAUUCUAUAUAUAUACAUAUACUAUACACACACUGAAAACAUAUCAAAUUAAUAAUAUAAUUCUAAAAAUGUAUUUAUUUACUUAUUUAUUUAUUUAUUAACAUUCCAUAUUCCAUUUUAUCACACACACUAAUACACUACAUAAGAAGUUAUUUCAAGCCAAACAGUGGCAGCUUUUGCAAAAUGUUAGGGAAGGGGGCUGGUGAUCAACAAUUUGCUGGUUUGAUCCACUAAUCUUGCAGGAAGUGGUGUUAAAAGGAGUACUCUUUUACUCCUUUUCUGCCACAAUGCCCUGCCACAAUUCCCUGCAAAGGCUGUGUCAUCCUAAUACUAAUUUUAAAACUUUACCUGUUUUAGUUGCACUCAUUUUAAGGGAAAGACUAAACUCACUUUUUGACAAAACUGUACGAAAUGGAUUAUUUCAAAUGUUUUGAUUUACCUUUAAACCCAUGAAAGAUCAGUAAAGAAAUAAAGGAGGUGGUUUAGAGAAUGCUUUUAAAUAAUGCACCCAUUUCCCUCUCAUACUCUGACCUGUGGUAAACACCAGGACUUGGCGGGCAGGUGUUGACAAUUAAUUCUGAAAUACCUCAAACGUUUUUUCUGUAAAGUUUAUGUAAUUUAGAUGAAACUAACAAUGAAUACAAUGAUUAGACCACUAUGACUAAUAAUAGUUUUUGAACUUGUGACUUGAAACUUUAUACUGUUAAUUUUAUUUUCCAUGUUUUGGUUCAGUCGUUCCCUCUUCUUUUCUCCUGUGUGUGUUCUUGUCAUUUUGUGAUGGCAUUAACUUUUCUUGGAUAAAAAAGACAUUUUGAAUGUUUCCAUGGGAGAUGUAAAAGGAAAUACAUGUCUGAGUGGAUGUGACGAAAAGAAAAUGAUGCUUCUGAUUCGAGUGUAUUUUUCGGGUUUGGACGGAGUUAAACUGUAGUCUGAAUAUCAACCAAGGCAAGUUUUUUUAUCUACAGAUUUUUCAACUUUAAUCAAUAUUCUUGUUUUUCUUGUUUUCUUCUUUUUGAUUAUUCACCCUAAUCCUUUUCAUAAGAAAAAAUCCCAGUAGUGUCCAAGUGCCCCCAACAUUAAGUUAAAUGAUAAAGAAAAAAACGAGCUCCGUCUGUUUGGAUGGCAGCAUGACCUUUUUUCUGCAUGGAUGUUGUAUACUGUAUAGACUAAAGCAGGAACGCCCUGCACUUUAGAGGAGGACGAGGAGGAUGAAGAGGUCGGGGUGGGAAGGGUUGGGGUUUUGGCUGAGGGUGGGGUGGUCGGGAUUUGGAUGUUGGAGGGGUCUUUCUUUCUAGAGUUUUCUAGAGUUUCUUGAAUCACUGUUGUUGUUUUUUUUUCUUUUUUUUCUCUGGUUGUGUGCAUGUAUUGUUGCAACCCUCUCCCUUUUCUUUGACAUGUUGAAAUCUUUCCAGUGGAGUAAGACAAUAUUCCAAUGGUAGGCUGAGCUUUGUUGAGGCCGUUAUACCUGUUUAUAUGUGUCUCAUCACCCUCUGAAAUGUAAUCACUGGUUUGUGCUUGUUCAUACAUGGCACACUCUCAAUCUGGGUUGCAAAGCAAUUCAUGCAAAAAAAUACAAAAAAGAAAAAAAAAUAAUAAUAAUAAUGCAGCACUACAGACCGUCCUUGGUAACGGACCCCUCCAACCAGAAAUGGUCUUUCCAUCUACAAGCAGUGUGUGUGUUUCUCUCCAGGCCUGAUCAUAGACCGAGCCUCCCAGUCACACUGUUGUCUCCCUCUUCUGUAACCUGUCAAUCAAUCAAGAACCAAGUGUCUUUUGUGAUGGUAGAAGACAAUCAAGUUUCAAAACUAGGAAGUAAGAUGGAGGGGACAGGCAGGGAGGAGGAGAAAUGGAAGGAGGAAUGGAGGAAAGAGGCUCUCAAAUGUUAUCACCUCAACUGUGACUUUCAUAACAUCAUCAACUGACCAUAAUUUACAUUCUGUAACAAAUCUGAUUUUUUUUCAUGCUUUAGAGAUUUUACAGAAUUAAGUUAUUAAACCUAAAGUUAAAGCUACUGAAGAUUUACAGAAUAAAGAAAAAGCUAAUAACGCAAUUAAAAAAAAAACACAAUUUAAAUGUUUAAGUUGGAGUUUCCAGUUUAAAAUAUUAUGCUGCCAUGGUGGACAACUAAGUUGUGGCUAAUCAAAAAAAGGCGGUUAGGAAAUGACAAUAAAUCCAUGCCACCAUACUAAUUUCUGCACUUUGACAAAAGUACAGAGACGUAAAUAGAAGUUUUUGAAAUAUUCUGUAAAGCUUGUCCAACCUAACAGUUUACAAACCUAUUUUGUGCAGCCUGGCUCUGUCAUCAGGCGAUUGCAGGUUCGAUUCCUGAUGAUGCCACAGCCAUUUGGGGCCAGGGGUUGCUUCCUCAGUGUGGGCAGGAUGGCAACAUAAUGCAACAUCGGUAUCAUUGUGUGACAGGAGUGUCUGAACUAAUGACUAAAAUCAUUGGAAGUGGAAGUGACUAAAUUAAAGAUAAAUUUGGGAAAAAUCCCUUGGAUUGGAAACGAACCAAAAAAAGUGGGUAAGUUAAGCUUACUCUACAAUCUUUGUACUAAGACACUGAUCAGUAGUGAAAACUAACACAGAGAAUGACAGCAAUGUAAUCUUAGCUCUUCAGUAACUACCAAAGAGUUUUUAGAGGCUGGUUGUCUUUGCGCAAAGAACUAUGCAAAUUAAAAACUACAUUUCUUUCCCCACAGAACAAAGGUCUUUCCUGGUUCUUCUCACACCAUGCUCCAGUCACAACAGCUAGUGUUUAGCCCUGACUGGGCCAGACCGAGUAGUGUUUACAGCUGGCUGGCUGGCCUACAAUCAUAUAAAAAGAAUCAUAUAGAAAUAAAUAUCAUUGAGUGCUUCAGGACCUAAACAGCAAAUGCAUUUAGAGCAUAUCUCCUUAAUCAAAAUUUCAUAACAGCAAGCAGUGUGUGUCAAUUCUACUUACACAUUCUUACCUGUGUGUUCCAGAUAGUUGUUCACAUCAAAAAUAUGUGGUUUGAGAGCCUCUUUUCACCUCCCAUCCUACAGGAGGAGCCAGAGAGAAUGUGGAGUACCCUUUUGUUUAGAGCUAAUGGAGACUCUUCAGAAAGAAGAAAAAACUGGAGUUAUAACUGUUACAGGAUAAAACUUAAAAAAGGAAAUAUGGGUAAAAUGCGUGUUUUGAAGUAAAUGACUGAAUAAAAUCAAUUGUAAAACUGUU
Molecule: messenger RNA, 10334 nt
Organism: Astyanax mexicanus (Mexican tetra)
Lineage: Eukaryota; Metazoa; Chordata; Actinopteri; Characiformes; Acestrorhamphidae
Gene: onecut3a
Product: one cut homeobox 3a
Exons: 2
Coding region: 582-1931 (449 amino acids)
Biological process (GO): regulation of transcription by RNA polymerase II
Cellular component (GO): nucleus
Molecular function (GO): RNA polymerase II cis-regulatory region sequence-specific DNA binding; DNA-binding transcription factor activity, RNA polymerase II-specific
Source: RefSeq, a predicted model, not a curated record